CUUUGUUGCCAAUUUGCCAGCAUCGACGCCCAAGCAAGCAACCGCCUUUGGCCACACCUCUCUUUUCUACAGAUUCUGGUGACCAGUGAGAAGGAGCAAUCUUGAAUCCACAAGACAUGGCAUCCUCCGUUGUGAAGCGAGCUACAUGUUCCGCUGUGGCUGUUCUUCGAUCCGGAGCGUCACUGAGGUCUUACGCUAGAGUUGCAUCUGGCACUGACAUAAUCGCUGCCGCACCUAAUGUUUCUCUCCAGAAAGCUCGCUCCUGGGAUGAUGGAGUCUCAUCCAAGUUCUCCACCACUCCUCUCAAAGAUAUCUUCAAGGACAAGAAAGUCGUCAUCUUCGGCCUUCCUGGUGCAUACACAGGAGUUUGCUCAAACAAACAUGUUCCUGCUUACAAAGACAAUAUUGAAAAGUUUAAGGCUAAAGGCAUUGAUUCUGUUGUUUGUGUGUCUAUCAAUGAUCCGUAUGUUAUGAAUGCGUGGGCGGAGAAACUUCAAGCCCAAGAUGCUAUUGAAUUUUAUGGGGACUUUGAUGGGAGCUUCCACAAAAGCUUGGAUUUAGUAACAGAUCUCUCGGGUGCUCUGCUCGGAACUCGAUCUCAAAGAUGGUCAGCUUAUGUGGUAAAUGGGAAAGUUAAGGCUCUUAACGUUGAAGAAGCUCCAUCUGAUGUCAAGGUUUCUGGUGCGGAUACCAUUCUGGAACAGAUUUGAAGUUUCUAUGCUUUGUAUGCAUAUAAGAUUGUAAUAAUAUGUUCUUUUGUUUUU
Molecule: messenger RNA, 764 nt
Organism: Neltuma alba
Lineage: Eukaryota; Viridiplantae; Streptophyta; Magnoliopsida; Fabales; Fabaceae
Product: peroxiredoxin-2F, mitochondrial-like
Exons: 5
Coding region: 117-710 (197 amino acids)
Biological process (GO): cellular response to oxidative stress; cell redox homeostasis; hydrogen peroxide catabolic process
Cellular component (GO): cytoplasm; mitochondrion
Molecular function (GO): thioredoxin peroxidase activity
Source: RefSeq, a predicted model, not a curated record